Glycine soja is the source of this 1137-nucleotide messenger RNA. RefSeq names its product putative Myb family transcription factor At1g14600. NCBI's taxonomy places the organism in Eukaryota, Viridiplantae, Streptophyta, Magnoliopsida, Fabales, Fabaceae. Gene Ontology annotation, biological process: abaxial cell fate specification; regulation of DNA-templated transcription. The transcript has 6 exons. Gene Ontology annotation, molecular function: transcription cis-regulatory region binding. Bases 224 to 1108 code for a protein of 294 amino acids. The record is from RefSeq and is a predicted model, not a curated record.
UUUCUCUCGAUAUUUUCCCCUUUCACUAUGAUGAUUCUGUGGUUCUGUUGCUUGUUUUUUUCUCUGUUUGCUUAGGGAGAAAAGCUGCAUGGCAUUAUGUUUUAUAUAUAUGAAGUGAAGUGAAGAGAAAAUCCAAGUUGUGAAGCACGAAAUAGAGGGUUUUGUGAAGACCCUUUGGGUUUGGAAAGUGGAAAGUGAAGAUCUUUGGAGAGAAGGAAAAAAAAUGGGUAGUUGUGGAAGAGAAGGUGUAGUGAGGCAGUAUAUAAGAUCAAAGGUUCCUCGUUUAAGAUGGACCCCUGAGCUUCAUCGUUGCUUUGUUUAUGCCAUUGAAACCCUUGGAGGUCAUCACAAGGCUACUCCUAAGCUUGUUCUUCAACUGAUGGAUGUUAAAGGGCUCACAAUUUCACACGUCAAGAGCCAUCUGCAGAUGUACAGAAGCAUGAAAGGUGACUCGUGCAGACAAGAUAGGACUUCUACCCAACAUAGGAAACAAUCUUUUCAGAAGCAUGAUGAAGCGAGUGAUGUUGGUUUUCACUCUUGCUUCAAAUUCAUUAGAAAAGAAUCUGAUUCCCUCUCCGGCUACAGUAAUUUCUCCUCAAAAAGAACUAGAAUCGAGAAGACAAGUUUACUCUCAGGAAUCCUACAAUGCAGCCAAAGAAUAUGUGAAGCAGAUCCAAAUCCAUACACUACUUUUUAUGAUUACCUGCAGAGCAUGGCUAAGGAGAAGGGAAUAAAGAAGAUUUGUGUUGGUUCAAUAUGGCAGCAGACUCAACCCCUUUCCACAACCUUUCAUAUGCUAACAAAGCAAGAAUCAGAUUUGCUCCAGGUUGCCAAAUUAAAUGAUAAGCAGCCUUUGAAUGAAGUAGGGAACACUUGGAGAAAAGGACUAGGAGCAGAGAAUGAAGACAUAGGAGGUUGUGAAUUGUCAUUGUCAAUCACAUUGCCACAACCCCAUCCUUCCUCACAGAAAAGUAAUACUUCUUCAGUCAGUGAGACCAGUGAGGCAUUUUCAUUGUGCCCUGAGUUUAGCAACAACGUUAUCAUGGGCUGUUCUAGUUCUUCCAAUGUCCCAAAAACAAUUAAUUUGGACCUUUCUUUGGCCAUUUGAAUGUUAGUAUUAAGGACUAAUUUACUCGA